Messenger RNA from Neoarthrinium moseri, 807 nucleotides. RefSeq lists its product as uncharacterized. The coding region runs from base 1 to 807 and encodes 268 amino acids. The record is from RefSeq and is a predicted model, not a curated record. Gene Ontology annotation, cellular component: intracellular anatomical structure. The transcript is spliced from 3 exons. Gene Ontology annotation, molecular function: oxidoreductase activity, acting on NAD(P)H, oxygen as acceptor. NCBI's taxonomy places the organism in Eukaryota, Fungi, Ascomycota, Sordariomycetes, Amphisphaeriales, Apiosporaceae.
AUGGCAGAGAAGAAGGUCGUCCUCAUAACUGGUGCCAACACCGGCCUGGGCUAUCAAAUCGUCCGAGCACUCUUCGGCUCCAACGAAGCCUAUGAAAUUCUCCUAGGAGGCAGGUCUAUUCAGAAAGCUGAACAGGCCGUCAAUGAUGUCACUGCCGAGUUCCCAUCGUCCAAGACUUUAGCCACUGCUAUACAGGUCGAUAUCGAAGACGACGCAUCGAUUGAAGCCGCUUUCCAGAAGGUGCAGAGCACGUACGGCAAACUUGACUUUCUGGUCAACAAUGCAGGUGCUCAGCUAGACCCUCUGUUCCACGCCGGCAAGAUGACCAUGCGCGAGAUGUGGAAUGCCUCCUGGAAUGUGAACACGGUCGGCACUCAGAUCAUCACGACGGCCUUUGUGCCCCUGCUUCUCAAAUCGAGUGACCCCCGCCUGCUGUUCAUCACGAGCGGCACGUCGACCCUGGCUGGGUCCGAGAACAGGGAUCUGCCCAUUAACAAGGUCGCCCCGAAAGGGUGGCCCAAACCGUCGCAUCACCUGACAGGCGUGCCCGCAUACCGCAGCAGCAAGACUGGAAUGAACAUGAUGAUGAGGGAGUGGUAUCGAACGCUCAAGGAGGACGGCGUCAAGGUGUGGUGCAUCUCGCCUGGCUAUCUGGCCACUGGGCUUGGAGGCAGCCAGGAGCAGAACAAGGCGUUUGGGGCCGGAGACCCAGCGGUUGCUGGCAGUUUCGUUAAAGCUGUGCUCGAGGGCAUGAGGGACGAGGAUGUUGGAAAAGUGAUCCUCCGUGAUAGUGUGCAGCCAUGGUAA